AUGGCGACUACCUUGAACAAGAAGGUCUUGAACUUUAAUAUCGGAGUUCUUGGGCAUAUUGACAGUGGAAAAACGUCUCUUGCUAAAGCCUUGAGCUCGACCGCUUCAACAGCUUCUUUCGACAAGAACCCCCAGAGUAAAGAGCGUGGAAUAACCCUUGAUCUGGGCUUCUCCUCAUUCCAAGUUCCCCUCCCAGAACAUUUGAAGCAACACCCCUAUGACCUACUGCAAUUUACACUGGUGGAUUGCCCAGGACAUGCAUCUCUUAUUCGGACUAUCAUUGGAGGCGCUCAGAUCAUUGAUAUGAUGAUGCUGGUGGUGGAUGUCACUAAGGGAAUGCAGACCCAAACAGCUGAGUGUCUUGUGAUUGGAGAGAUCCUGUGUGAGAAGAUGGUGGUGGUAUUGAACAAGACCGACUUACUUAAAGAAGAAAAGAGGGAUGCUUUAAUUGAGAAGGUAAUUGAUUGAUGACAACUGAGCCCUUCAUAGUAGCCUGGGAAAACAGCCGUAUUUCCUCGCUGCUCGCCAGGAGAGAUGUUUGUGACUUAGCAACAGAAAUUCCGUACUGAUGACAUAAAAUCUGUCCACAAUCUGGCCAGGAGCUCUGAUUGGUGGACAUAGUAGUUACAUUGUUUUAGCUAUAUUGUUUACGAAUGAUAGAUGAUAGACAAAAGGCCACCAAGGUCAAGUGUAAAUUGGAUGAAUCUAUAACAAAACAGUCAAUAUUCGUGGAAUGUAUUCUUCUCUAGAAGAAGCAUUCGAGUUUUGCUGGGGCUCAUUCACAGAUGAAUACAAAACUUUCUCAAACUCGACCAGGAGAAACAUAAAAUCAAACAAAUUUGCAUUUGGAACCCCAUGACUAUCAGAUCAAUUAUGUAAACAUUGAUUUACAUCAUCAGUGUGGAAUGUCUGUCUAAGAUGCAGAUGUCUCUCCUGGCGAAACACCCCAAGUGGCAAGGAGCGAGGAGAAACAGCUGUUUCUGCAGACUAGCUUUAUAGUUUUCCUGACCUGCCAACCUACAGCAAAACAAACUGAAGAUUUGGAAAAAUUUUGGCCACUAAAACAAAAGAAAAGAAAACCUAGGGAUAUGUGCUAGGCUUCUGAGGUGGGACCUACAGUUUAUCAUCCUUAUCAGAGAAGACUAGAGAGACCAACUGUUUGCAGAUGUCUUUACAGAGGCAGCCCUUUCUCCUUGUUAUUUAACGACAAUGAGUGUUGGUCCAGUUCGGUUUGGGUGGCUUUCCUAUAUUCAAGGCCCUUUUUACUUUGCUCAUUCGGUUCCCCAGUCUCCUUUAUGGGGAACUAAGGCCUGUUUCAAGCAUUGUGCUGCUGCCGUGCCCAACUUAAUUGAUCAAUUUAAAUUUGCCCUUGGCAUGACGUUUGAAUCCAACAAAAAGCUUCGCCGAUUAGUUACCUCUGAGUCUCAGUGGAUGUUAAAACAUUGUCAACUAUCAACUUUGUGAGUUUUGUCGUUCGAAAAAAAUCUUUUCAAAAAAUAGCUGUUUUGGUGUUUCAGUGUUUCCUUUUGCUGUUUCAUGGUUUAGUAAUGUCUCUUACUGGGUGGCAGUAUAUAAUAACUGAUAUUAAUAACUGUUACUAAAAAUAUGUGCCUCACAGAACCUUUCACUGAAAGAUUUAAAGCAUUUUUGUAGUUUACAUGUAUUUAAUUAUUAAAAAUUAGACUUGCCGUAUUAAAAGAGAAAAUAAUGUUUGUGUCACACCAUUGUGAAUUUAUAUCUGUAAGCAUCCUUCAAGCUUUAAGAUUAAUUAUCUUGUGUAGUUAUUAUUGAUCAACUUAAUGGUAGACUAAUAUAAAAUUAAUUCAUUCAGUGUCUCACAUUUUCUUUGCACCUUUGUAGAUGACCAAAAAAAUGGCAAAGACAUUGGAAAACACGAAAUUUGCUGGUUCACCCAUUCUAGCAGUAUCAGCCAAGCCUGGAGGACCUGAUUGUCCAGACUCCGAGCCUGUUGGUACUCAGAAGCUCAUAGAUUUACUCUCAUCAUUGUCAUACCUUCCAAUCAGAGAUCCAUCAGGACCUAUGGUCUAUGCUGUUGAUCACUGCUUCUCUAUUCGAGGGCAGGGCACUGUAAUGACGGGAACUAUUCUCAGCGGUAGCAUUAAGGUUAAUGAUACAAUAGAGAUUCCCUCCAUGAAGGUCACCAAGAAAGUCAAGUCAAUGCAAAUGUUCAGAGUUCCUGUGACAGAAGCAUCUCAGGGUGACAGGGUUGGGAUAUGCGUGACUCAGUUUGAUCCAAAACUUCUGGAAAGAGGGUUGGUUUGUAGUCCAUCAACUAUACCAACAAUUUUUGCAGCCAUUAUCUCAGUUAAACAUAUCCCUUACUAUAAAGGAACUAUCACCUCUAAAUCUAAGUUCCAUAUUACCAUUGGUCAUGAAACAGUGAUGGGUAAGCUUCAAGUGUUUGGCCUUCCUCCUGGUCAGUCAGUUGAUCCCCCUCAAGACAGCAAAUCCUUUGACAUGAGUAGGGAGUAUGUUUUUCAAGAAGCAAUCAUGGAACAAUCAAGUCAUUCUGCCAAAUCAGCUGAUAAAGAAAGAGAAGAUACUGAAAGUAAUCCUGUUCCAAACCAACAAUGGUUGUUCAUUGAGUUUGAGAAACCAGUUACCUGCCCAGAACAUUCUUUGGUGAUUGGGUCACGACUUGACACUGACAUACACCUGAACGUCUGUAGAAUCGCAUUUCAUGGUCAAUUGUUAGUACCUGUAAUGGACAAGAACUAUACAGAAACCUUCUUGCCACAAUUAAAAGUCUACAAGACCAAGGCAAGGGAAGGUGUUGUUGAAAGGAUGGCGGAUGAGUACUCUGUAAUUGCUCACUCUCUUUUUAAGAAGGAAACAAAUAUCCAAACUUUUGUCGGGAUGAAGAUUAGACUAACAACAGGAGAGGAAGGAAUGAUCGAAGGAGCUUUUGGUCAAAGCGGCAAAGUGAAGAUCAGGAUUCCCAGUGGCUUGUCUGCUGAUACUAUCCCCAAACUUUCUUCUGGUGGAAAGAAAAGAGGUGGAAAAAAUAAGGGGGCUGCCAUAACUAGUCCAGAAGUUACUGGCGAUUCUGUUGAACAGCUUACAACAGCUGUCAAAGUAAUCCUAGAGUUUAAGAGAUACAGCUAUGAUCCUCAGAAGAAAAUGAUUCAAACGUAAGCAGACUGACUUUGCUUGAAAUUUAUUAUUGUAAACAAGUAACUUGACAACAAACAAUAGUAAAAUUAAAUAAUUGAUUUUGUGAAAGAUUGUUAAAAUGUUUCAUAGAGUACUGGUAGAGGUGGACAGGAAAUAUUAAGGAGACAAAGCCCAUUACAAACCUAGGUAACUACAUGUACACUGUAACAUAUGUUAGUGUUGAAUCUUGUAGGUGAAGUUGGUGUAAUAAGUUGUAAUAAAAAAGCGCUAUUUUAACUGUGACAGUUUAUAACAACAAGAAAAAUUUUCCAAUGUUGUAUUCUUUAUAUUUACCCAAGAUAUCUUUACAGCAAGAUAUGCUAAUAUUGCAUUGUUUUGGUUUUAUGCAUAGCUA
Molecule: messenger RNA, 3529 nt
Organism: Porites lobata
Lineage: Eukaryota; Metazoa; Cnidaria; Anthozoa; Scleractinia; Poritidae
Source: the annotation of a GenBank genome assembly